UCUCAUUCCCUCUUUCUCCCCCUCUCUCUCCCUGUCUCUGAUUCUCACUCUCUCUCUCUCUCCUUCAGGGCCCAAAGACAAUAUUUAUUCUAUUGUCUUGGAGGGCGGGGCCGGGACCCUGGGGGCUAUAUAAGGGCCAGUGCAAAGGGCCAGUGAAGUACUGGCGAUAAGGGACAGGAGUCCGCUGCCCGCUGUUGUGACAUGUGGUGUAAAGUCCUCCUCCUCCUCAGCCUGCUGGCUGUCAUAAACACUGCGUCUCCCCUCCAGCUCAGCGUGGCCCUGGGCUCCACCGUGCUGCUGCCCUGCCCCCUGCCCCCCACCAGCAGCAGGCUGAGCAACCUGUCCCUGCUCCGCGUCACCUGGACCCGCGGCAACGGCUCCGAGGUGGCCUCCUUCGGCCCCGCGCAGCAGCAGCACGUCCAGGGGGGCUUCCUGUGGAACCCCCCUGCGUUCCUCCGGGGGAACUUCUCGCUGACGGCCAGUGACGUGGUCCCGGCCCACCAGGGGGCGUACGUCUGCUCCGUCAGCUACAACUCCUCCCGACUGGGGUCCCACAACGUCUCGCUGAGCGUCCUGGCCCCACCCACCAUCCAGGUGGUCUCCCAGUGGGUGGUCUUGGAACGGGAGAGCCAACUGGAGUGUCUGGCAGAGGGGUUCUUCCCUCCACCUGUCCUCUUCUCCUGGACCAGGGAGGGGGAGGAGAUCAAGGCCCCCCACCCUGUGGACGGGGCACCAGCAGGUCCGGUCGGGUUGCACCGGGCCAUCGGGAACAUGACCUUCUAUCCCUCCCGAGACGACCAGAACGCUACGUUCGGCUGUGAGGUGACCCACGGCUCGGUCCACAGGAGCCUGACCUUCCAGCUCAACUUCACCGUCCUGCCGUCCAUCCGAAUGUCGGCCGUCCCUGUUUCCUCUCGGUCCUCCGCCCUCACGCUUGCCUGCGACCUGGACGGCUUCUACCCAGAAGAGAUCAAUGUGUCCUGGGUCCAGAACGGGACCACCCUACCCCAGAGCCCUGUCAGCGAGCCCACCCCCGACGGGACCUUCCGGACCACACGCUACCUCACGCUCAGCACCGAGCAGCGGGAGCAGGCAGGCCAUAUACAGUGUGUGGUGGACCAGCCGGGAGCCUUGGAGCCGGCACAGGUCCACGCCAGCCUGGAAGUCCUGGACCCACCCGAUUCAGAUCCAGUCCUGAUCAAGUCUGCCAAGGCCUCUGUGGCUCUCAUGUGCAUCUCCCUGGUCCUGGUCUUCCUGCUCUGCUUCGGCUUCUCCUGGCGCAGGAGGGACGAGAAGCAGAAGUCUCUGAGCGUGUCCGGGAUCAUUCUGCCUCCCCACGUGGUGGUUGGACAGAAGGGCCGUGUGACUGUUAGCAUUGAGGGACGCAGAGUCGACCGAGUCGAAACCAGCUGGUUCCUCAAUGACACACCCAUCGCCGACACCUCACGCAAAGGGACCUCCAAGACUAACUUUAACUGCCUCUAUAACACCUUAACCACCAUCCACCUGCCCUACGGUCUAACCCUCACCUCCCCAGUAUCAGAGAAAGGACCUCUGCUUCCCUCCAGAGGACAGACUGAGUACUACAAGCUGCACAACCAGGGCCCCUUGCACUCCACUGGAAACCGGCAGCAGCUGGUGUCAUCGCUCACCUUCGUCCCGCAGAUCUCCGUCCAUAAGGGGGCGGUGUUCAAAUGCCAGGUGUCCUACAUGGGCAAGGACAAGGUGGUGGUCGAGAGAGUUUCCGAAAGGUUCACUGUCCUGGCUGCUCCAGAAGUGUCCGAGAUACAGCUAGCGGAGGUAUCUGAGGACUCAGACACCAUCACCUUGACGGUGCACGCGUCCCACUUCCACCCGGACAUCAUCACGUUCCGCUGGUUCUGCGAGGGCAGCGAGCUGAGCCCUGUGGCCUCGCAGGCCUCGUCCUCGCCGCGGCCCGACCCCCAGGGCUUCUUCACCGCCUCCAGUCAGUGCCGCCUCCCCCGCAGCGAGCUGGAGCGAGGGAACACCAAGGUCUGGGUGACAGUGCACCACGUGGCCCUCCGACUACCGGUCACCCGCGAGACCAGAGGCUUCAUCAGGACGCCGUGCGUGGCGGAGAUUGUGAGCUCCGCCUCCAUGCCAGGGGAACCCCCGACCCUGGGCUGUGACAUCACAGGGUUCUACCCCCCCGACCUCACGGUGACCUGGCUCCGCCUGAGGGAGGGCGAGCAGGACGACCGGGAGGAGGAGGUGGUGGAGGGAGGUGAGCUGUGGGGGCCCGUCCAGACUCAGGCCCGACUGUACCGCGCCACGGCCAUACUGCACCCCACCAGGAGGAGGGACGAGGCCAAGGAGAGAGCAGGAGGAGAAAGGGGAGGCGGGGGAGCGGUCUGUCGGGUGGAGCACCGCUCCCUGGAUCAUCCCAUCGAGAGACGAUGGAGGAACGCCCAGCUCACCCCUCCCUCCAUCCCCCUCUCCAUGUCAGUGUGCUGGAGCACCGAGGGCGUGGGGGUCUUCUCCCUGCUGCUGCGGGGUGGUCAGCCGCGGGCGCGCCUGCUCUGGACAGCCGGGGCCGCCACCCUCUCGCCCCUGACCUCCAGCGAGACGGAGGAGAUGGGGGACGACGGGCGUCGGGAGCUGCGGAGCGUGUGUGCCCUGCAGCGGGCCGGCCCCGGAGGGGAGGCGCCAGGGACACGGCCGAGUGGAGGACGUGCUCUGAGCAGAGGCGGUAAGGCGGCGGUGAGCCCUGGCGACACAGAGGACAUUGAGUACAUGGACCAGAAGGUGGACGGAGAGAACAACAACAAUGUGGAGAGCUGGGCAGGGACCAAGACGCUGUCCGAAGAGGAGAGCCAUGGGGAGGAUGAGGAGAGCGAUGAGGAAGAGGUUGGGCCCGGGGGCCUGCACAUAAACCGGGUGGACGUGAGGACGCCCGCCCGCCAAGUUAGGAGGGGUCUGCGGGUAUGUGUGGAGAUCUCACACCCGGCCCUCGCUCUGCCUGUCUACAGAACAUGGACAGAGUCAAUACAGGAGGAGUCAUCUUCCAUUUGACCAAUCGGAUACCUGAAACAGGGAUGUUUUUUUUUAUAACCUACUGUAUGUAAUGAUAAUGAAGAUAUCACACUGUAGCUGGUCCAUAUUUCCCUCUCUUUCCAUAGGUUAUUUAUUUAUUUGUAUUAUUAAUCCACUGUCUUUGAUAUCAAUAGUUUUUAGUCUGUAUUUUUAUUUUAUUUUUUAGAAUAGUAGUAAUAGUAAUAAUAGUAAUCCUAUUGUUUCGUUAUACGUGUGUGUGUGUGUGUGUGUGUGUGUGUGUGUGUGUGUGUGUGUGUGUGUGUGUGUGUGUGUGUGUGUGUGUGUGUGUGUGUGUGUGUGUGUGUGUGUGUGUGUGUGUGGACAGAGAGAGAUUUUAUAAUGUUCAGACUCAUAAUCUAAAGAUACAUGUCCUAGUUUUAUGUGGAAUCCGUUCGGUUUGGGUUUAGUGUAAAAAUAUUUUUUUUUUACAGAGUUUCUGAUUAAUAAAAGCAACUGACGGUA
Gadus morhua (Atlantic cod) is the source of this 3516-nucleotide messenger RNA. RefSeq lists its product as uncharacterized. The coding region runs from base 202 to 3033 and encodes 943 amino acids. The record is from RefSeq and is a predicted model, not a curated record. The transcript is spliced from 13 exons. Lineage: Eukaryota; Metazoa; Chordata; Actinopteri; Gadiformes; Gadidae.